GUCAAGUCGCAGGCUGCCGCGCGCACGCUCGGCUCACACAUCUCGAGCUUCUCGAUCAAACAGCAACUUGAUGCAUAUUCAGAGUUUUCAUCCUCGGUUGCUGACUAAAGGAGAGAGGUCCGCAGGCGUCCUUUUUAACAAUUUCCUCAAGUCGAGCUUCAGUCACUGUGGAGGGGAUAACAUCUCCAGGAAGGUCCCGGUUUGAAGAAGCUUGUUUAUUCAUAUGUUAUCUAGAAUAUAAGUCCCCUGCUUUCUUAUUUUCUCUUGGAUCAUCAACAAGAUGUUGCUUGAACACCCGGGGUCAAGCUGUCAAAAUACUGGGAAUUUCUCCCGCUACAGUUCGGGCCAAGGUAGGUUCAAAUUUUCUCUUUUUUUCCUUUUUAUUUGCUCUUAAAGUUUUCUUUUUUAAACAAUAUCCAGUGGUGCAAUAAUGACUUAUAAUUAGGCGUGAAAUAGAGGUUAUUGUAGCGAAUCAGCACAGCAGGACUCUGCGUCAAUUGUGAGCUGUGACAAGCGUGAAAUGGAGUUAAAGAGAUCUUAUGUUAACUGUUAAUCUUACUCUGAAAAGGGAGUCAAACCUUGUUGGGUUAUUUUAGGGUUCAGGUGCAUCUAAAUAGUCCGUCUGAGAAAAUAAAGAUCUCAAGAUGCAACAGUUGCAGAAACGCCUCCAUUAUUCAGCAGCCCAUGCUGGUGUCCACAGACUGUUUAGAGGCGCUUCUCCUGCGUUUGUUGCGUGCGGGAGACGUUAUGAAUGUGUAAUGAGCCUUUAUUGUUGGAGAAUCACUGAACAGAUGUUAUGCGCGUGCUGUCAUUUCACACCGCCGCCCGCAGUUGUAACGGGAGCAGAUACGGAGAGAGAGAGAGCAGCACAGUGUGGGUCCCUCUCAUUGCGUGUGUGUGUGUGCAUGACAGACUGCCAGCAGGCUCUGAGCUUCUCCCACCCGCUGUCCACCGACUCAAAAAUGCUCAACAGGUGUCACAUUCCUGCCCCCUGACAGGUGGGACACCUGAGGGUGAAGUGGAGACGGUGAUGAUUGGUUGAUCACGCGUGCGUAAAAGUUUGGCCUGAUACGGUUUCGUGUUUUUAAGAUCACAUCUUUGUUUGUUUUUAGGCUUCAUGGAGUAUCAAAUAAAAUUCACAACACUCAAAGCAGGCCUUUUUUAAAGACACUAAUUGGUGCGUAAAACGGCGAGAAAACGAAUCCACUAUCUCUAAAUUCCUUUGACCCACUGUCCAUCUCUCUGAUGGUCAUUUUAUCGCUGUUAUCGCAUCACUGCCGGGAUCAACCCCCUCAAAAGUGAGCGAUCAAUAUGCCAUAAAAAUCAUAACAAAGCUGAAAGGCAAAGGGGCGCCCAUGAACCCCACAGCUUUCUCCAAAAAGAAGAAGAAAAAAAAAUCUUUCAUAUACUUGAGGAAAUCCACGCAAAUAGGACAUUGAUUUUAGAUUCAUCAGCGGCGCGCGCGGCUGUGGCACUCCCCGUGAUUUCCCCAGGCGCUCUUUUGUGCCAAAGAUCAGUGUCAAUAAAAUUCAUUGGGGUGUUGGCCCGAUCAACAUGUUAUUGAACAGCCAAUCUCUCCCCUAAAUAAACACUUGUCUUUGAGCGCUCAACACACCAGAUCAGGACGGUGUUUAUGUACACCGCAUUAGAAAAAAAAAACCUGUACUGAAAAGAAGACGAGGCCUAAAGCGAGUUUAUCAAACUGCGUAAAAGACAUUUUUGUUUUUUAGUGUUUUUUUUUUUUACCUUACGGCAGGUAUUUCUUAAACUUGGAUAUUUAUUGCAUCUAUUCUCGAAACUAUAGAUAUUCAGCUAUAUCAGAAAAAAAUGAUAGAUACCAUUACUAGUUUGAUUAUCAGAUAUUUAACGCUCUUUAUGCUGAUGGAAAAUACAUUUAUUUAGGGAAAAAAAAGGUAAAAUUGUGGAGUAAGCCAUCGGGGCCAAUCUUUUCAUUACGCAUGGGAGCAAUGGCAUGUAAAUUAUAGAUUAGAUUAGAUCAGAUUGAACUUUAUUGUCAUUGAACACUGUACAAGUACAGGAACAACGAAAUGCAGUUUAGCAUCUAACCAGAAGUGCAAGGUCUGUACAUAUGGGCAGUGCAGGUAUGAACUGAAUAUACUAUAUAGUGCCAUGAAUUUGCUAAAAAUAUAUACACGGUGUUGGUUACUGCAGGUAUGAAUAGGCUAUACAACAAAAAAUAGAGAUCUAAUUAUGUAUAUUAUCUCUAUGUACAGUAUACAGAUUAGUGCAGGUGUGAAAAAGAGAAGACGGGACAGAGUGGCCUUUGAAAAUUCUCGCGAGAUAAGUCGAUUUACAUUAUAAAUCAACGAUAUUAGUUGUUGUUUUUUUACUUUGUUUGUUUUGUUUAUAAAUUAUCAUAUUUUAUUUUUUUUAAGAAAUACCUUUUUUUUAUGAGGCAUUUUUGCCUAAUUUUAGUGCUUAUUAAACCAGCUCCUAUUAUGGUAUUUUUUUAACAUUUCAUCCAGUAAUUUUAACAAAAAAAAACACUGUUUUGCUGUGUUAAUAGUAGGUACUGCUUCCUAACUCGAGAGCAAUUUUGAACACACAAUUGCAUCAAACCUCUUUGCCAACUGUUACAGUAUGAGCACCUGACCUUUUUUCCAAGUGUUAAAAUAAGCUGAAAAUAAACUAAAACAUUCCUUUCGUUUCGUUCAUUGCAAGAAAAUCAAAUAGAGAAAAGAAACUUGAAAAUUAAGUAAAUGUAUAUUAAAGAAAAUAUCAUUUUAGGGGGAAAUAUCGCGGCACAACCUCAAGCAAAUCGACUGAUAUGGAUUUUUGGUGAUAAUCUGAUAGUGUGGCUGGCCUCUGAGUGUAACAUUUGGAUCAUACCAAACUCAAACCCUCUCUCAUUGGCCUCCUCCUCCUCUCUCAGCCCUUGUCCAUCUUCUUCCGGGUUCGGUCGCCGCUCCGUAGGUGAUGUUAAUCUAUCUCACCGUCGCCCAGGAAACGGCGCAGCGUAAUCCCGUCUAGGCUUCAACAGGCAGCACACACCAAACUCCAGCUCCACAGCACACGCGUUUAGAGCUCGUGCUACAGAAAAAAAAUUCGACAAAAGCAAAACAUAGGUUUACGCUCGUGUUAAAGUGAGGAAGCUAAACCAGGUUUGCAUGAAUGUGAGCGGACAUCAUGAGCGAUGGAUGGACAGGGUGAGCGAAACUCUCCGAAGGAGGCUCCCAAAAACACCGAGAUGCUGCUGGCGCUGCUGUCGCACAGUGAGGAGCUAAGGAAAGGUAACCUAAAGCCCUGUAGCUACUUUUGGAUGUAUUCGUUUGAAUAUAAUUCCACUGCGUAAAUUCCUGUUUGUCAUAAAUUUGACGCUGAUUUAACGAGUCUGUGUUUGGCUGUGGGAUCAUCAUUGAAGCUGUGCGAUCAUUUUAGGAGCUGUGCUGAUAUAUGGAUGAUUGAAAGUCGUGUGCGCGUGGCACAUUUCACAGCUGUUGAACUGGACAACACGUGCUGUUCCUGUCGCUCCACAUCUCUGUAAUAAUGCAACCUUUACGCAUCAGGCUUUUACGCAUUUGAUCCAGUCUGCCUGGAUUAUUAGUAUUAUUUUUACGCAUCAGGCCUUUACGCAUUUGAUCCAUAGCCUGUUUGGAUUAUUAGUGUUAUUUUUCAUUUAUUUUUCAUAAUGCAUCAUUUAAGCAUCAGACUUGGAGCAUUUGAUCUAUAGCCUGUUUGGAUUAUUAGUAUUAUUUUUAAUUUAUUUUUAUGAAUGCAUCUUUUAUGCAUCAGGCCUUUACGCAUUUGAUCUAACCUGACUGGAUUAUUAGUAUUAUUUUAAUUGGAGCAUUUUAUCUAAAGUCUGUCUGGAUUAUUGUUAAUUGAAUAUUUCCUGCAUCGUUUUGCUAAAUAAAUCGGUUGUAGCUCGUCUCCUCUUAUUCUAAAUUGAGAUUUUGUUGGAAAUGUAGUUUUGUAGUGGCGUUCAUGUGUCCACGUUACAGUCACACCUAUAUACCGUCUAUGUUGGAGGCUCGUUUUUAAGGAUUCGCAGGCUUUUAUAUUAUAUUCACAGUUUUCCAAUUGUUGACCACAAUGUGCAGCAAACAGCUCGGACACCUCCCCCCGGUUUGUACCGUGAGACUAAUAGUCCCCCCCUCAGCUCUCUCUACUUUAGCAGAGCGCGUUGAAUAAAAGAUGACCUGUAUACACCUGUUCCUGACGUGGAGGGGCCCACCACACUUGUGCCGGUGAUGCAAGUCGAAAACGUUCAUGAAACUUUCAUGAAUGUCCACAGCAGAACAAAAGGAACGCGAGUCCUUGCACGGAUGGAAUAUGAAGUGGUUGAGCCUCUUUUAAUUAGUAAUAAAGAGGCCUGAUAGCUUCUUACCUGACGUUUGAGUUGUCCUCAUUUGUACUUUGGUUUGUCUUUUUGUUGUUAUUUUGCAUAGAUCGUUGUUAAUUUGGGGGACAUUUUACUUCACAUGAGCGUUUAGGAUGGGAUGUAAUGUAGUACAGGCCGUUCAUUCAGAAUAAUAAUAAAAACGUUGAUUAUUGCUUUUUUUUAAAUUAGUGGUUGUGUAUUAAUCCACCUAUCAUCAUACAGGCUCCAAUGAAUCCCUAAAAUGUUGCUUUAGAUUAAUUCCCUUCAGAAAAUUUUAGAUUUUUUAGCGUAUUUAUUUUGUCAGUUUUAUCUUUAAUUAAGAGCAUUGUCGAUUUACAUCUUGAAUUUUUACGAUAACUGUUGUUUUAACGUUGCAACCAUUUUUUUUUUUACCGUUUUUCCUAGUAAUUAUUGUAGCCUAAUCCACCACCAGGUUCAAGAAAAUUACAUUAAAACUUUAUUUAAUAUGCUAAUAUUUUAGGAAUUUUAGGGGUUUUUUUUAGGUGUUUGAAGUUCUGCUUUCUGCAGCACAGAAAAAAAAACGAGAAGACACCGAAAUAUAAAAUAUUUUUUUAUGCAGUAGGCCCAUUUGAGUAUGGCAUUCGGUGACAAGGUGACUCAGUUUAGAGUAGGUGAUUAUAUUUUUUCGGAUGCAUUAAACCAAGGGCAGGUAAAAUCCUAAAACUGAAAAUAUCCCGAUUUAAUUUGAUGAUCAUUUAAUUGGCCUGAGGUUAUAAUGAGGGGAGUCUCUGUUAUAAAUCAGAGAUAGUAAAAUGAAGAGUCCUCACUCCUUUCUUUUUAAACGUGACACAACUCUCAUUUCUUUUCCUAGUAUUUUUUUUAAUUCUUUUAUUUUUACAUUUUACAUGUUAUGUUUAUACAGAUAAUAUAAUAAUAUAAUACAGAUAACAUUAUUUUGUUGUAGUACAAAAAGCAAAGGAAGGACGUUUUAGUUUUUGUUUAGGCCUACUUAUAUCGUGUUACAUUAAGACUUAAGUGGUUUGCUCUUGAAUAUAGCCAUGAAACAAAAUAGAGAUGGUAAGUUAAAGAUAGCAGUGUUAUCUUAUGAAUAGGGUAGCUUCACACUUUAUUUGUUUAUCCAUUUUAAUACUCAAAAUGAACGACGCUAUUUGGAUACAGAAAAAAGAAAUAGUAAGAUAUGGGCCUGAGUGAAACACGUUACUCUGUCUGUCAUUUCAGUGCAACAAUAAUAGUUUCUGUGUGCGUCAGGAGAGGUUUUGGCACAUAUGCUUUACGCACCAUAAGCAGUUUCUAUUGUUUGUCGAUCUGACCGAUCUGCUUCCCUGUGUCUCCAGCAGAAAUCCCGGUGUGUGCGGGCUGCAAUCAGCACAUCGUGGACCGUUUCAUCCUCAAAGUGUUGGACCGGCACUGGCACAGCAAAUGUCUGAAGUGCAGCGACUGUCAGGCUCAGCUGGCCGAGAAAUGCUUCAGCAGAGGAGACAGCGUCUACUGCAAGGACGACUUCUUUAAGUGAGCAGCCUCCACGUGGCAUUUGAGAAAAUCCGUCUCUAAAAUAAGUGGUGUUUCCAUAAGACUGAGAGAGUCAUUGCGUAUUGAUGAAACUGUCUUAUUCCCCAAAAGGAGAUUCGGGACCAAGUGUGCCGCGUGUCAGCAGGGGAUCCCGCCCACGCAGGUGGUGAGGAGGGCGCAGGACUUCGUCUAUCACCUGCACUGCUUCGCCUGCAUCGUGUGUAAAAGGCAGCUGGCCACAGGAGACGAGUAUUAUCUGAUGGAGGACAGCAGGCUGGUGUGUAAAGCAGACUACGAGACCGCCAAACAGAGAGGUGAGAGAGCGACAAGAGAGUCACCAAACAUUUUUUGUAGUUGUUUAUAAAUGGUGGAGUACAUUUCAGCUCUUAUUUUGUAAAAUAUGAGGCGUUGUCUUUAGACUUGUUUUUAAGUAGGGGCUUUUAUUUUGACGUGACAAUGAGGUCACUCGUAAACUCUGACCCACCUUGCGCUAAUUGCGUCGUUUCCCGCAAACCAAUCGAUAACAAAGUGCGUAAAGUGCACGUUCACUCUGCUGCUACAUAAUACAGCACGUGCAGAGACACAGGGUGAGGGAGGGAAAAAAAGGACUGUGUAGGUCACUAUGUACUCAUUAUUAACCUAUAUUGAAAACACAGUUAUGCUAUGUGAUGUGUUCUUUACUAUUAUACCUGCAGGAGCUGUUUGAAUAUGACACCUUUUUAAAGAAACCACAUGUUUAUAAUGAUUUACACUCUAGGUUUUGAUUUUAAUCAUGUAUAUUAUAGGCAGAAAGGGAAUCCAAGCUUAAAAUGAGGAGACCUUUAAAUGUUCCUUAUUAAUUUGCAUUGACAAAACUUACACAGACUGCUGCUUUUCUAAUGGAAAUACUGCAUAUUAUUUGAUUGAAUUAAUUGUAGGAGAAAAUUAAAAAUGUCAUGGCAGAAAUAAACUAUUCAAAGAUCUAACUUUAGUAUCUUAAAAGUACAGACGAGAAGCAAUAAGUGUGUGUUAUUUUUCAAAGAGGUAGGUUUUAAAACAGUGGUUCUCAACUGGUCUCAGUCUGGGACCCACAUUUUCCCAUGGUCCUUAAGUUGUGAUCCACUUUUAUAAAAUUCAAACCAAGCAAAUUUAGUUUUUGUUUAAUAAAAAACCUUUAACGACUCAAAUCUUUAACAUUAUUACAUCCAUUUUAUUGAGUACAGUGCAUUUCAGAGCACAUGAACUGAGGAUGACAACUACUGAAGUUGCAUAUACAGAAAAUAUCAAAUAUCAUAUUACACAAAAUGGAGACCAGCAAAAUAAAAAAUUUGACUUAUAUGCUUCUCUGCAUUCAGAGCAUAUUCAGAAGAACCUGAGGAAGAGCAUACAACAGCAUGGACAAAAGUGAAUAAAUAUCAAAUAGCACAAAAUAAAGACCUACAUUUUUACUGCAUUAAGAAACCAAGGAGGACUACAACAAAAUAAGCUUUCAUUUUUCAAAAUAAAAGUCAUGUCAAACAUCAGAUGGGCAUUAAAUAUUUACUUUUUUGACCAGCUGUUCGCGACCCAUCCAGAACGUGGCUGCGACCCACUUUUGGGUCAGGACCCACCAGUUGAGAACCACUAUUUUAAAACACACUAUCAGGAAAUAGUAAAAAGCAUUUCAAAUGUUCUUCCUAUUUGAUUUACCCGGAAACACUGACAUUAGAUACCCUCAUUAUACCGAAAAGAUGCACCACAUAAACUUCACUGGAUCCCCCAGCGAAGAUGCUCUGCUCCUGCCAGAGAAGACUGCGGAUGGUCGAGUUUUAUCUCCCCAUCUGUUUGUUUGAAUUUACUGCCCCACACCAAGUGUGGAUUUAUGCAGCAAGUUUUCACUAAAAACACACACGUUUAUUUUGCUAAUGAGGGGGCGCAAUUACUUGGGUGGCAUCCAUUUGGAUGAUGGUUUAGUAUUUUGCUGUGCUGGCCAACAGAUGCGCGCCUGCAUGAUGCAAUUAUGCACAGGUUGCCAGAAUUUAGUUUAUAGGCAGAGGAGAAGUUAUCUAUUUACGUUAGAUUCAAGAGCUGUGUGUUUUAUGAGCUCGCUUGUUAGUGCCAGAAAAUUUUUAUGUUUUAGACCCAAAAUGCAUACACAUAAUAAUUUACUGUUUUUUUUCUUUACAAGGAGCUCCUUCUCUCUUAUGAGAUAGAUAUUUUAUGACACUGUAAGUUAUUUAUGUGUUACAUCAUUUGACGCAGGGAUUGAUGGGUAAUAAUCAAACACUGUUCACUUAUUUGAAAUGUAAACUGUCUUGAUUCUGAUUUAAGUUUCUGACUCUUCAUAUUAUUUCUGACCUAAAAUAUAAAAAAAUACUCAAGUUUUUGCUAGAACAGCUGCUGGAGUAAUUGUCAAGCACUUGCUGACUUUUUAUUAUUAUUAUUUUUUUUUCAGAGGCAGACUCCACUGCUAAAAGGCCGAGAACAACCAUCACAGCCAAACAGCUGGAAACGCUAAAGAACGCGUACAAUAACUCUCCAAAACCCGCCCGCCACGUCCGAGAACAGCUCUCAUCAGAGACGGGCCUGGAUAUGAGGGUUGUUCAGGUAAAGUACAGUAUAUUAUUAUCCAUUAAGGGCUAUUCCAUUAGUGUCCUGACUGCAUUAUCAAAGGGACAAUUGUGGCUGGACUGGCACAAGCCCCCUGUGGGAAGAAGCGAGUGUGUGUGUGUGUAGGUUGGGGUGGAAUUUACGGCUAGAAGGAGUAAAAUGAAGUCCACAUGAAAGUCAGCACAGUUUAAGUGCGAGCUCGUUAACAAUGCUAAGAGGGGCCCCUCACAUAUUGUCUGCUGCUGAGGAGGAGCCGCACGCCGGUCGCUGAGGGUGCUGGGUGCUGCUGGUCAUAUAUAUUGUUUUAUUUGCAAGGACAAAGUAGAGACGGAAGCCACUAAAAUGCUGCUCAUUAUUCAGAGAAAGGGACGGGGUGAAGAGGGUUCACUAAGGGCGGAAUAUCAUUAAGGAGAAUGUAAAACUGCUGCUUGUGCUCGAAGGGAAUGAAUUAAUAUUGAGGGUAUGAUGGAAUUAAUGAAAAACAGGACGUUCAUUUUUCUGCAUUUGAAAGCAGGGAGGUUACAAACUAUUUAUGUUUACAGCUUUCUAUUGUGUUUGCGUUUUCUUGAGUGCAAACAUAAAUUCAUAGAUCAGAUCCAAAAAAAAGUAGAGGAGAAAAUAUGAAUAAUUUAGAGCUGAAGCUACGUGAACCAGUCUGCUCCCGAGGUGAGGACUACUUGUAGCUGUCAGGAAGUUAAUAAAAAUGUGAGAUAAAUCAGGUGCAAAAGGACGCUGGACCCAAGAUUACAGGUCAGUGUCAGUGUUUGAGUGUCUUACUUUGAGUAAGCCGUGUCCAGACAGUCCUUGAGAAUUAAUUUAGUUUUAAUCCUUAAAAGCGUAAUAUGUGCAGAAAGGGGAUGAAGUGGACUUUGAGUGGAGUGUAUGAUGACUUUAAAACAUCAUGAGCAACUUGUAAAGUUUUAGUCCUCAAGAUCAAAAGGAUAACAUAGAUUAGACGUGUAAAUUGAAUUGGUUUAGAUUAGAAAGUAUUUGACUGUUUUCAACAAAUCAAGAUAUGAAAGACUGAUUUUUCUUGUGGUAGAUUUCAAACAUUGUGCAAAAUAUCUGACAUGUCGUCUUUCAAUCCUUCAGGUUUGGUUCCAGAACAGGCGAGCCAAAGAGAAAAGGCUAAAGAAAGACGCCGGGCGACAGAGGUGGGGGCAGUACUUCCGCAACAUGAAGAGAUCACGAGGAAGCUCCAAAUCUGACAAGGACAGCAUCCAGGAAGAGGGCAUGGACAGUGAUGCCGAAGUGUCCUUUACAGGUAAAAGGCCAGCACACGACAUGAAGACAGUAUACGCAUGAACAAUGGCUCGUUUCUAUUCGUGUGUCGCAGACACAGCACUGUGAACCAGCAUGCACAGUACCAGGGUAUGAAACAGAAACAGAAAAAUGGGAGGCGGUCAGAAGUACCUUCACUGAUUACUCUAAAAGGACUAAAAAUAUGAACAAAUAAAGAUAUGUGUUGUGUUGUGUGUCAUAAACAGGAAUUACGUAAUAAUUUUACAACAGCUCAGGUUUUUUUUAAAGAAAAGCCAGUAGUGUUGAAUGGUGCUAAAGAACUGAAAUCCAUCAACUGUUGACGAAAUGUUCACAUAUCAUUUAUCAGUGUAAAAACAGGGGGUAGUACUGACUUGUUCCAUAUUUAUGUAUAUCAUUUGGGGAAUAAACUUAAAAAGAGUAGAAAUCGCAUAGACCAGAGAAAACAAAUUCUAUCUCCUUAUGCAAAGAAAAACUGAGCAUUUUUACAAAUCCCCUUUAAAAUAUUCUAGUCUCAAUUUCUUAUUUUCCACCUGUACUUGAUUCACACUUACAACUUCUCUUAAGGAAAUUCCAAGUAUUUUUAUUAGAUGGAGAGUGGUAUGUAAGAAAAAUGGAGGAGUUAGUGUAAUGACUUUGUUGAAAAUUACAGGUUAACAGGGGCGGAUCUGAGGGUAAGUCAGGGGUGUCCAUGGCCCACCAGAAUUUUUAAUUAUAGUAGCUUGCAUCAAUAUUACAGGUGGAAAUAGAAAACGUAAAUAAAUGCUCAUUGAUUUUCAUUUAUGUAAAUGAGUCAGUGGCCGACCCCUGUCAAAAUAAAAUCUGAGUCCACCCCUGCGGUCGAGUCGGACCAACAAAGAUCAUAUUUUGUCUUCCCAUCCUAGGUUGGGUCUUGAGUGUGGUCUUGACCUGCUCUUUUUGGAAAGCGUCCUGGGAUGACGACUGUUGUGAAUUGGCGCUAUAUAAAUAAAAUUUGAUUGAUUGAUGGUCUUCUCUGUCCUCGUUGCACAGAUGAACCACCCAUGUCCGAGCUCGGCCUCUCAAACGGCAUCUACAACAGCCUGAGCGAGUCCUCGCCAGCCAUGGGCGGCCGCCAAGGGGGCAAUAACCAUGGCUCCUUCCCCCUGGAGCAUGGCGUGCUACCGUCCCAGGAUCAGUUCCAUGACAUCCGAUCCAACAGCCCCUAUGGCAUCCCUCAGUCUCCUGGGUCCCUGCAGGCGCUUCCCAGACACCAGCCUCUCAUCUCCAGCCUGGUAUACCCCGAAUCGGGCCUGUCAAUCAUGACCCAGGGUGGCGGACCCGGGAUCAACCCUGCUGUGAGAGUCUCCAUGGGGGCAGCUAACGGCCCCAGCUCUGACCUGUCCACUGGCAGUAGCGGAGGGUACCCAGACUUUCCUGCCAGUCCUGCAUCCUGGUUAGAUGAAGUCGACCACGGGCAAUUUUAACCAGUCGACGAAAAGAAGUUGGACUUUUUUUCCUUUUUUGUGUCUUCUUUUGGAUUUUAGGACUUGAGAAACAGUCAAACGGGACAGCUAAGGUGUAAUGGACUAGGCAUACCUUGAAUCCCACCAAUAUCUGAUAAACAGGUUCAUUAUUUAUGAGGUCUGGAUGGAGGCUAAGUCCAUCGCUUAAAGCACUUGGCCUAAUAAUUGUCCUUCUUUAGAAAGCUGUAUUCAAAGCAAGAAACCUGUCAAAAAUAUUACUUUUAAAAAGCGCUUUCAGGACAUUUUAGAGACUGACAGACUCAAAGUUUGGAAGUUUAUGUUUUUGGACUUUCACUAACACACUCCCUGUUUCUUCAUUGGCUUUUUUUUUUUCUACACUGUGUUCAGGAGCAGAGAAACGUUCUCAAAAUGUCUGGUGGUUGCCAAAUGUCUAUAUAUAAAUAUAAAUAUAAUGGUUUAUCAUUGUGGAGACUUUAUUUUUAUACAACGCCUUUCUUGGACACAAAGGAGAAACCCAGAUACGAGGACUUUGUACAUUCUUAAACAGGGAUAUAGACAUAAAUGUAGAUGUUGUCUUAAAUGGUACCUAGGGGUCCAAUUACUUCUAUGCAUUUGUGUGUUUCUCAGAUGUAUCUUGUUCGUUUUGUUCUGCCUAAAAAACAACCCCAGAGGAAAAAUAAGCUGUAGAGUUUGGGGUGUGGUGUAUAUGUUUGUUUAUGUGGGAAAUGUUUUAUGUCUUAUUUAUUCCUUCUGGUAAUGAUGAUG
This is a messenger RNA of Xyrichtys novacula (pearly razorfish), 11871 nucleotides long. Lineage: Eukaryota; Metazoa; Chordata; Actinopteri; Labriformes; Labridae. The record is from the annotation of a GenBank genome assembly.